Molecule: messenger RNA, 600 nt
Organism: Penicillium canescens
Lineage: Eukaryota; Fungi; Ascomycota; Eurotiomycetes; Eurotiales; Aspergillaceae
Exons: 2
Coding region: 1-600 (199 amino acids)
Source: RefSeq, a predicted model, not a curated record
AUGAUCAUUACCAGAGGAUGGAGUGAUGUGUCUGAUGAAUUGGGAUCAGAAGCCAACCCUAUCGUUAUAAACGACAACGACAGCUAUGGCGAACAGAACACACCAGAGCAGCAUAAUUCUGCUAGGAGCACUGAAUCUUUCUGUACACCGGAAUAUCGAGCACGUUUGCGCGACAGAGGCUUCCCUGUUCUAUACGACGAACCCGCAGUAACGGAUUCGAAUUUUGAUUUGGCAUCAUCCCGAUUAAUAUAUGGUCAGAGCCAUGAUUGUAUUUGCACCCCUGACUCAAUCCCCUACAUCCAUCUAGAGGAGGAAAGAUCAGAAGUGGCCAAGUCUGCCGAGGGCGAAGAAAGAGCCUCACAAGACAAAGAUGAAAGCUGUUAUUGCAUGGCAGAGGGCCACAUGUCAUCUUGUGGUGAACUGUACCAGUCGUGGUCCCGUCAAGGCGAUAAAAUGGAACCAUCUAUCCAGACUAGCCAACCGAAGAAUGAUGAUCCACCUCGUCAGCAUGGGUCCGGCGGACGCAAAAGGGGACAUGGAGGCGAGGACUAUUCUGGGAAUAGGCGAUCAAAGCGCUUGGCAAACCAGAGAAAGAGAUGA